Phalacrocorax carbo (great cormorant) is the source of this 1967-nucleotide messenger RNA. The record is from RefSeq and is a predicted model, not a curated record. Lineage: Eukaryota; Metazoa; Chordata; Aves; Suliformes; Phalacrocoracidae.
GGCGGGAGCAUCGCCGAGCGGUUGCCGGUGCCGGCGGCGAAGGGCCGUGGCGGAGCCGGAGCUCCCGGGCAUCGCUGCCCGCUCCGGCCCGGGGCGGCCGCAGACAAGCAGUUUUUCCCCAAAGGCAGCAGCGACCCUGCCCCCGCCUCGAUGGCUGCUCCAGAGCCAGACCGAGCCGAGGGGAUGGAGCGAUGGGAGGGAGCACAGGAAGGUGAUCUCCAACCAAAGGAGGAGCCGGAGACCCCAGGAGACCCUCAUGGAGGUGAUAUUAUUACUUCUAACCCAGCAGGACGUGGGAUGGAGAGUGAGAACUGGAAGAGUCCCCAGCAGGAGCACCCCGAAAUGAGCAGCUCAUCAUCCGUAACCUCAGAAGGAAAUUUUUCUGGGAGUUUUCAGCAGAGAAAAGCGGGUGGAGAUGCCCACGGGCUGCAAGAAUACCCAGAGAAGGAUGCAAGCACCUUUGUGCAUGGUGAAGGAAACGGCAAAGUCCUCAAGGGACCCUCCACCCCGUACAAAGCCCGAGAAAAGAAAUACAUAUGCACCGACUGUGGGAAAAGCUUCAGGCAGAGCUCGAACCUCAUUGUGCACCGGAGGAUACACACGGGGGAAAAGCCUUACAAAUGCUGCGGCUGCGAGAAGUUCUUCAGCGACAGAUCUAACCUGGCGAAGCAUCAGCGGCUGCACACCAAGAAAAAGCCCUUGAGGUGCCGCGCGUGCAAGACGAGCUUUGGGAGCGACGUGGAUUUCCUCGAGCAUCAGCAAACGCACGACGGGGACAAAGAGUUUAGAUGCUGCCAGUGUGGGAAGAGGUUCGGGCAGAGCGGGAAGCUCGCUCUGCACCAGGAAUUGCACGCGAGGGAAAAAGUCUACAAGUGUCCCAGGUGCGAGAAAUUGUUCAAAGACCGGUCGACCCUCAUCAGGCACGAGACGCUGCACACGGGGGAGAAGCCCUACAAGUGUCACGAGUGCGGGAAGAGGUUCACCCGCAAAGCGGACCUGACGGUCCAUGAGCGGAUCCACACCGGGGAGAAACCCUUCGCUUGCUCCGAGUGCGGGAAAAGCUUCAACCAUCGGUCGAACCUUUUUACCCAUCAGAGGAGGCACACGGGGGAGAAGCCUUUCUCGUGCCAAGAGUGCGGGAAAAACUUUGGCCACAGAGCAGAUCUAGUCGUCCACCAAAGGACCCACAGUGGUGAAAAGCCGUACCAUUGCUUCGACUGUGGGAAGAGCUUCAAGGGUCGCUCCACGCUCGUGAGACACAAGAGGUUGCACACGGGGGAGAGACCGUAUCAGUGUUCUGAGUGUGGGAAGAGGUUCGGGCUAAGCGGGGACCUCGUCGUCCACCAGCGUUUCCAUACUGGAGAAAAACCCUACAAGUGCUCCGCGUGUGGGAAGGUCUUCAGCAACAGCUCCAGCCUCAUUAGGCAUCAACGACAGCACGCGGGCGAGAAGCCCUACAAGUGCUACGAGUGUGGGAAGGGCUUCGGGCAGAGCACAGACCUCAUUGCGCAUCAGCGAACCCACACUGGGGAGAAGCCCUACCUGUGCCUGGAGUGCGGGAAGCGGUUCGGUAGGAGAUCCAACCUUAUGGUGCACCAGCGAGUACACGGAACGGACGGACGCCGCAAACGCCGGCAGCGUGGGACGAGCUUCCCGGAGAACGCGGCCCUUUCAGUCCAUCACCAUGUCGCGAUGGAGGACAACGCUGCCCCGUGCUCAGCCCCGCUGAGCGUCAGCAGUGGCGCAGAGAACAAAAACGAUUAAAUCCCCGGCGGAGAAAAGAGGGUGGAGAAAAAGCUCAGACCUUUCUAGAGGCAGAUGGAAAAGCACAGAAGAAACAGCAACUGGCAUACGGAAAAAAAAUGCACGAUCUUUGUCUUCCACAUUGGCAUCAGCAAGGAUGGGUUGGGGGAAAAAAUACCUGUAUACAUGUUUUUGAGUAAAACCUGAACCUAUUUACUAAAUAA